Carlito syrichta (Philippine tarsier) is the source of this 672-nucleotide messenger RNA. It is a transcript of the gene GOLGA7B, whose product is annotated as golgin A7 family member B. Gene Ontology annotation, cellular component: palmitoyltransferase complex. The record is from RefSeq and is a predicted model, not a curated record. Lineage: Eukaryota; Metazoa; Chordata; Mammalia; Primates; Tarsiidae. Gene Ontology annotation, biological process: protein targeting to membrane; peptidyl-L-cysteine S-palmitoylation. The coding region runs from base 1 to 672 and encodes 223 amino acids. The transcript has 7 exons.
AUGACAUGGGACAAACUGGCGGUGUUCACGCUGCCUGCGGGGCUCGAAGGUCCCCUCAGCGUGAGCCUCCGUCCAUCUUCUCAGGUCCACAAUCUGCAGGAGCUCCGGCGAAGCGCCUCUCUGGCCACCAAAGUCUUCAUCCAGAGGGACUACAGUGACGGGACCAUCUGUCAGUUCCAGACCAAAUUCCCCCCAGAGCUGGACAGCCGGAUCGAACGGCAGCUCUUUGAGGAGACCGUGAAGACCCUCAAUGGCUUCUACGCAGAGGCCGAGAAGAUCGGGGGCAGCUCCUACCUGGAGGGCUGCCUGGCCUGCGCCACCGCCUGCUUUAUCUUCCUGUGCAUGGAGACGCACUACGAGAAGGUUCUCAAGAAGAUUUCCCGCUACAUCCAGGAGCAGAACGAGAAGAUCUUUGCACCUCGGGGCCUCCUGCUCACGGACCCCGUGGAGCGUGGGAUGAGGGUUAUCGAGAUCUCCAUCUACGAGGACCGGUGCGGCAGCAGCAGCUCCAGCAGCGGCAGCAGCAGCGGGAGGGGCAGCAGCGGCGGGGGCCGCCUGCAGUCUCUGCUUCGUCCGACGCCACCGCGAGGCCCCUUCCCGUCUAUGAUCCUGCCUCCGCCAAGUCGAGAGCCUGAGGCCAGCUCAGCCUCGCGGAGAAACGGCCACCGCUGA